GCUAUCCGUCUCGACCACCUGAAAGUCUACAGAGUACGGAGUACUCAACUUCACAUGUAUCACUUUCAAUGCAAAUGAUUUGUGUCUCCAGUCGCGGUUAUUCCUCUCAGGAAGAGAAGACUGAGCGCGCUUUGGUUCUCUGCAGACAAUCCUUCACUAAUGAGGAAAGAUCACCCUCCGCUCGGCGGAUAUAUCUGCCAAUCUUGUGUGAAUCUUUUCUCAUUUUUCGUCUUUCUUCGCCACUUUCUAGUUUCCAGUCCCUAACCAACCUGCUUGACCGAAAACCAGCGGGGCAGGUGUCUCUCCCGGCAGGCGGAUUACCUUCCGGUCCUGAUCAUCGGACAUGUCUCGCGAGGCGAUGAAGCGCAUCAAAACUGAAGGGACUGGUGUAUCAUCACCCAUGAAUACUGGUGGAAUGACGAAUAAUAUAGUGGAAUGGAGCGAUACACUCCUUUGUUAGACGAGGAGUUUCGGAGCUCCGAUGGACUAGCAUCGACUCAUCUGCGCCUCCCGUGGUUGCACAUACCCGCGUCGAACAUUCUAAAUCGUUAAUCAGACCCCAGAAAAUAUUCUUCAACCAUUUAAUCACGAACUACAGACUGUAGAUGCAGCAGCAUUGGCUGGUUCCCUCGCUGCCAAUAAUUCUCUGUUUGCAACAUUUGUCCGUUUGAAGCCUCUAGUAUGCAGGGAUUAUUGGUUGUUAGUACAUUCGACAGCUAUCCCCAUCCAACAAUUGAUUGCUGCCGAAGCAUUAUUUACGAGCUCGAUCAUGUACAUGUACAGUACAUGUGCAUCAAGUUGAACUAGUUCGUGACCCUGAUCAAUAAUAGGGACCGCAACUGGCUUAGCGGUGGCAAUCUCGCUUUCUAUCCCCUAUGAUGCGUGUUCUUACCGGAAAUUUAUAUUUCCUUCACUACUACUGCAGCUCUUAUCUGCUGGGACAUCACUUGACAGGGUUCAACAAUGAUAUUGCCCGUGAUAUUUUUCCGAUGUCCAGGCUUACCUUUUUCCAGUCUACAUUUGGGGUGGACAAUUGUAGGCCACAAGCUCCAGUGGGCAAAGAAUCUUUGCGAAGGGAAAGAGACAGAUAUUCUUCUAUACUUCAAUAAAGAUAUCUUCGCCAUUGCUAUGGUAAAGGAUUUCUCGGCUUACUAGAGCCAGCUAAAGGCUACAUGCCAGAAAUAUCUUAGGUAAACUCGAAAUCUAUAGCUCGACGAGAAGACGGAUCGGCCGUCGAAAAGAAAGGACCCAACAGCAAAUAAAAUGUAUUUAAAAUAUAAAAACUUGAAUAUACUCGUGCUUCUGCCGGGGUGGUUGAUUCCAGGUAUAACCAAAUCGAGUCUAAAAGGAGUAGCAUUAAGACGAUCUAUAAAGCCAGAAUUUCCGGGAACGUUCUCAAUUUGACAUGGACGGGAAGUAGCCAGCACAUUUCAGCUGUUCUAGGUUCGUCCUCAGUUACAAAUAUUAAGCUGUGGAACUGCUUCAGACAUUCAUGAGCAGUUCAGUUUCUGUGCUCGAAACUACAAAGUAAUAUGAUGUUGUAUACGUCAGCAACGCAAAAAGACCUACUUAAUCCUUG
This is a messenger RNA of Blastomyces gilchristii SLH14081, 1579 nucleotides long. RefSeq lists its product as uncharacterized. The transcript is spliced from 4 exons. NCBI's taxonomy places the organism in Eukaryota, Fungi, Ascomycota, Eurotiomycetes, Onygenales, Ajellomycetaceae. The record is from RefSeq and is a predicted model, not a curated record. The coding region runs from base 69 to 362 and encodes 97 amino acids.